Molecule: messenger RNA, 1803 nt
Organism: Mixia osmundae IAM 14324
Lineage: Eukaryota; Fungi; Basidiomycota; Mixiomycetes; Mixiales; Mixiaceae
Exons: 1
Coding region: 305-1384 (359 amino acids)
Source: RefSeq, a predicted model, not a curated record
CGAGACUUGCGAGAGCAUCAGUCUGAAUGCCGCUGGCUCGUACGACGCUGAUGACUUGAUCGACCGCUUUUAGGCGCUUCCUCACGUUAGCCUUGCGACUGUCUGACAUGCGCCACGGCGUCUUCCACAGAAGACCUCCGCAUCUCACUUGCGUGCUAGCAAAGGCGCCCAACAUGACGUCUGACUGACUAGACUCAACUCGGCGCGCUAGCCAACUCGUCCUUUGCGCGUUUUGCCCGCCGGCGAUCACACGCUGCAUUGGCCGAGCUCGAGCUUGACCGCCUCGCCACACUGGUCCGUCGGGAUGAGCUUUAAGGUCUCCACACCGGAACAGGGGGCUACCGAGACGCAGUACUACACGUCGAAGCAUGGCAUCACUUUCGGCUACCGGGUACUCGGCACAUCUCUAUUGUCUCCGAGCGACGAUGCAAGGCAGCGCAUAACAGACAUCGGCAUCAACAAUCUCACGGACUCGAACGCAUCUCUGCAGCCCGUCGGACCGGCUCAGCGCGGCACGGGCAGCGUCGGCGAUGAAGGCAAGCCACGGACUCGUCGGUCCGCUCGACCACUCGUCAUGAUCCAAGGCCUCAGUGCAUCUGGCCUCGUAGAUUGGUGGCCAUUCGACCAGCGUCUGGCGGACGAACGGCCUGUCCUCGUCUUUGAUAACCGGUUUAUCGGCGAGAGCCAGGGCAGCAAAGAGCUACGCGACGAGGGAUGGACGGUCCAAGACAUGGCGUCUGACGUAGCCGAACUGGUCGCCCAUCUCGGCUGGAAGACGAUCGAUCUGCUGGGCUUCUCGAUGGGCGGCAUGAUCGCCCAGACCGUGGUCUGCAUGCCCAACCUGCCCUUUGAGAUCAAGCAUCUCAUCCUUUGCGCCACGAGCAGCAAGAAUCCGAAAAGCAGACUCAUCAGCGCCGGCGGUCCCCCGCCAUCGAAGCCGAAAUCGGAGAUGAGCCAGGCCGAGCAGAUUGCGCAGGUCGAGCCCUUUGUGCGCGCGUGCUACGAUCCCGUCUGGCUGGACGACGCCGACAAUGCAGAGAUGCUCAGGCGGAGGGUGCUCGAUGCUGCGGCCAUCAGGCGACCUGCCGCUGUCAUCAUGACCCAGGCUGCCGCCAUCGCCAGCUGGGAUAUCCGCGAGGCGAUCAGACACAUCCCACCCAGCCUGCCCGUGCUCGUCAUCCAUGGCGAGGCAGACAUUGCAGUCUUUUACAGCGAGCGCAAGGACGUGCUUGCAGGCAUAGCACAUGCAGAGUCGUUCAAGACCCCCUCGACGCGCUACGGGCACAACUUCUUUGACUACUUCGAUGUCGCCUUCUGGGCAUCCGGUAUCGGCGAGUUUCUAGAUCGACCGGGCUCCGCGCCCGCCGUCAGUGCGAGACUAUGAGCGUAGCUGUCUGCCCGCAGCUUGUAUCUCGACGGGAGCAUUGCAGUUUCUACGACUUGAUCAUCUCUGCGGGCGUCUUUGUCCGCAGCACCAGGGCGUGCAGACCCGCCUUGAGCUCAUCGGAGAGUGCCUCAUAGACGAGCCGAUGCCGCUGCAUCUGGCGCUGCCUCCCCAGUGAUCAGCUAGAUGGCGCCGAUGCGCUGAAGCGUUGCGUGCCCACCUUGCCAUCGAACUCAUCGCUGACAAUCUCGACGGUGAAGUGCGUCUCACCCGUAGCAGCGCCCGGCGCUCGCAUUGCAGCGUGACCGGCGUGAGCAGCCGAGUCGUUCGUGAUGCGCAGCUGCUCGGGCUGGAACCGCUUUGUGAGCUGCGUGCUGUCUGAGCUCAUGAGACUCUGUCAGCUCGGCAGGCUUGCCUUG